Molecule: messenger RNA, 1304 nt
Organism: Photinus pyralis (common eastern firefly)
Lineage: Eukaryota; Metazoa; Arthropoda; Insecta; Coleoptera; Lampyridae
Exons: 2
Coding region: 335-1159 (274 amino acids)
Molecular function (GO): carbohydrate binding
Source: RefSeq, a predicted model, not a curated record
UGGCACAGCGGUCAUCAUUAACGCGUAGGUCUUUACGUCGAAAUUAACCUGUAAGCAAUUUUCCCAUUUUUUCGCGAAUAGGUAAACAACCGGUCAUCGUCACGACGAAAAAUCGGAAAUUCAACCUCAAGAUCCGUUUGCUAGAAUCGUGACUUAUUAUAGAAUGAACCAUUUCAAAGUGAUAUUCUUCGGAAUUUCCGCGAAUAAAUCGGAUUAUUUGUAUAAAUGAUUUAAUCUAAUAUAUUUUGAUGUGCUAAUGCCGUCGAAGAUCAAAGUGCGCGGUUAAUACGGUGGCGUAUGUUCUCUAGAAUAAACUAGUAGCGUUUUGUGUAAAAUGGUGUGCAGAUUUAUAAUUUUUCUAAGUGUGAUACUGACGACUAGUGCUAGCGUGGUUCUGUUGUUUCCCAAGGGGUUUAGCAUAAGUGUUGAGGAUGAAAAGAGGAGUAAACAUCUUAACUUUCACGUGAACAUAACGAGAAAUGAUGGUAAUUUAUUAGUGGGCACUUACACCAAGAAUGUGAACCAGUUCUUUGGCACUCAGUUUACUUUCGCGAGAAGGAACGUUGCGUUAAAUGUGGGCGAUUCGAUUUCUUACAGGGUUGUGUCUAAUACAAAUGGCUCCACUCAAGUAAUUAAGGAUGAAGUUUGCUAUGUCAAAGAAUUGCCGACGAUGGGCAUGCUGAGAAAGCACGGUUGGAUGUUCAGUUACGACCUUACCUUAUCAGAAGAAGACUGUGGCAGAAUGAGCGACACUGGACCUGUAGUUACAGCGCAACGAAUCGAUGUUCCAGAUGAAGACAUCGCAGCCAAAUUGAACAACUGUCAGCAGGCGGUUUUCAACGCAAGUCUAUCAAUCCUGGCACUUCAAUUUGAAGUGGAAGAACUCAGAAACUUGACCCAAGAAAUAAAAGACUUUGAAGAGACUUACCCCUUAGCGAAACAGCUCACCCUCUCCGGCAGAAUUCCACCAGAUGGCGACGCAGUUGAAACUGUCCGGUUUAUGCUCUACGAAAAAUUAAAUCUUAGUCCCGCGAUUGUGUCGGCCUUCAGAGAAUCGCCGUACAACAUCAGAUUUACCGUCUCGACAGUUCUUGAGAAGUUUCGAGUUUUAGAAACGGCAAAAUUUCUAUUGCAGGGCACGAGAAUCCAAAUAUCCUAAUAAAUUCGUUUUUCAAAGAGAGAGUAAUUAUUCCUGCGAGUGAAAGGGUGACGGGAUAAUGUUGUUGUACCUCCCCAGUUUAAAAACUAAUUUAGCGUAGAAGCUGACAGUGACAACCUUUGAUGAAUAAAUAAUAAGAAAUUUG